Messenger RNA from Didymodactylos carnosus, 2250 nucleotides. Lineage: Eukaryota; Metazoa; Rotifera; Eurotatoria; Philodinida; Philodinidae. The record is from the annotation of a GenBank genome assembly.
AUGGCUCCAACGGAUGGUGAAUGGACACCGCAAUUCGUCUCUCCUCCUGUAAGAAAUCCUGAAGGUCGAACUUACUUUGACUGGAAGGAUAAAGAACUGCAAAAGUGGGAAGAAGAUGCCAUCAGAAUGCAAGAGGGACAUGUGCAAGAUAAUAAUCGUACAGAAUGGUUCACUUACAAAUCUGAAGAUCGAGAUGCUUUGGAAUUACGUAUACUAGUGACAAUAUACGGUAUUAGAACUCCGCAGGAUGGUAACAAAGCAGCUCCUUCAUGUCCUUUAAGAACAUAUAAUCGUAACGAACGACUUCACGCUCGACAACUAAAGAAAGUGAUUAUCAAGCAUUCUGACAUCCCUGAAAAUAUUCGUUUAAAUGUCAUUUAUACAUCAAUGGCAACCAAAGCAGAGGAUGAUAAAAAGUUCUAUCUCAGUCAAGAACCAGUUUUUGUAAUAAACGACCGUCGACAAUUCAUCGAUAAAGAUGGUAGAGUUUAUGCUAAUUUUCAAGAUUAUAAAGAAAACAACAAAUUACCAAAAGCUGCUAUAUUAGCUCCGAAAAAUGGAACUUAUACGCCUGCAAACACAAGUGAUGGACGAGUACCAUUAGAAUUAGAUGAAACACCUUCUACAGGCUUACUCAAACGUAUCAAAGAUGUGACUGACACAGUUGUGAUGGUUGGUGGAAUCGUACUCUCUGUGACAGGUGUUGUCACUUUUCUUUCUCCAGCUCUAUUUUCUGCAAGAGCUAUGAGCGUAAUCCAAACAGGUUCUUUUAUUCUUUCCGGAUACAGUCUAUACGGAGCUGCUACUGGUAUCUACGACAAGACAUUACAUGAUGAAAGCAUUCUGCUUAUUCUGAUUUCUGCAGGAUUAUCUAGUUAUACUGAUUAUCUUAGAACACAGGCCAUUAAAUAUGCAAGACAAGGAAAAACAUAUGCAGAAGUGAUGGAAAAAAUUAGUAAAGCUCAUAGAACUAUGUUUGCUGUGACGAAUGUUUUCACUAUUUUAUCGAGUUCGUCUGCACUCAUCUCAUCUAUUUUUGAUCUGAUGGCCAAGAGAGAACGUACAUGGUAUGAUUAUUAUCAGCUAUCAAUGGGUCUAUUUAUGUUGGUCAAUGUUUGUACAAAACCAAAAACUAUCAAAGGAGUUUUCGAAUCAGAACAAAUGCAAUACUUGAGUCAAAUGAAAAAAAGUCUUGAAUCCGACGAGGCGAAAGAAGAAAUGUCAAAAAUGUUAAGAGAACAUUCAACAUCGGAUAAAAAAGCCUACAUGAUUCGAAACUUAAACAAAAUUGAAAAUCGUACGGAAUUCUUCGAAUUGAUUGGUAAAACUAUAAGCUCAGUUACUUGUACUGCUGAUGGACUAGCAAUCAACGACAAGAUCGAUAUUGCUCCAGAAGCGUAUAAUGAUAUUGGUAAAGCAGUGUUUACAGAGAAGCUCAAUCAAAUUGGGAAAGCUCGAGAUGGUUUUCUGCAUGACAAAGUGAUGAAAGAGUUCGACAAAUAUAUAUCACGUGACACGAGGGAAGAAUUUGAAGCUGAAUUGAAGAAAAUUGAGAAUUUGCCUAGAGAAAAGCAAGAAGAAGCAGUAAAAAAGUUGGUCAGUCGCUUUGGAACUGCAGGUGGUCCAACGCAAGAACAAUUUAAUGAUUCAUGGAAAACAGUUAAAACAGCAUGUGAAGAGAAGUUCAACGAGAACGUCAAAAAUAUGAUUGGAAAUCUUAAAAAAGGAAGCACUGGAGAUGCAGCACGAGAUACAAUAAAAGAGGAUGAUUUUAAAGAGCUGGAAGAAUUAGCGAAAAAACAACUCCAUGGUACAAUUACGCCAGAAGAGCAAGAAAAAUUGCAAAAGCAAUUAGAGAGAUGUUCAAGUCAUCGAAAAGAAUAUUUUUUCAAAUCAUCAGCUGAUUAUCGUAAUGAUGCCAAUAAUGAAGCCUUCAAAAGGGAUAUAAACACUUUUACGAAUGCGCAAAACGAACGUCUAUGUUAUCGUAUCAAUAUUGAAGAUGUGAAACUAAAAUUACGAGACAUUUACGGAGUACCGAAUCAUGAGGAUAUCACUGUCAAUGAUCAAAAGCCAUUCACCAAUAUGAAGAUUGGUGACUAUGACCGAUUGAGUCGUGUUCUAAAAGACUAUGGUGAACGUGGAACACUAUUAUUCACUGCUGCCGAAAAAAUUGGUAAUGAUCCUAACUUUAUUGGGAAAGUAAAAACACCUUAUGACAUGACUUCAGUCACGAAACGCAAACAGUAA